Wasmannia auropunctata (little fire ant) is the source of this 2989-nucleotide messenger RNA. RefSeq names its product la-related protein 7 (gene Larp7). Gene Ontology annotation, cellular component: nucleus. NCBI's taxonomy places the organism in Eukaryota, Metazoa, Arthropoda, Insecta, Hymenoptera, Formicidae. Gene Ontology annotation, molecular function: mRNA binding. The record is from RefSeq and is a predicted model, not a curated record. Gene Ontology annotation, biological process: RNA processing.
CUCAGUCGACGACGUGCUUUACGCAUGAUCGGUAUGAUCACAACGCUCAUGUUGGCAGGAUUUAAUUGAUUUUCUACGGUUUUCAACACUGUGAACAAUUAUUAAUUUGAAUUGGUGUCGCGAUUGGCGCAUUCAUUUUGAACGAGAACGUGGUUAUGUGCGUUUCUUCGGCGCGAGGCCUUCGUGAUCCACCUAACCUGCGUUGUUAACAAUUGCACGUGAACGGCGUAUUUUGCUGAGAAGCCUGUUGUAUGUCCUUCUGAGAAUACAAUGGUGAUGGAGGAAUCAGAUAUGGAAUUAGCCUCGGAAAGUAUACCGGUUCCCCAGGUACAGGAGCCAAUAGUCGAUACAGUUAAACGUAAUAACAAGUCGGGCGUUUCGCGUGGUAAACCAAGGCUGAGGAAGAAAGCGUUGCACGCCUCGAUACUUAGGCAAAUGGAGUUUUAUUUCAGCGACGCUAAUUUGAACAAGGAUCGCUACCUGUCGGGACUCUUAAAGGAAGAUCCAUAUGUGGAUCUUGAAAUAUUCACUAGAUUUAAUAAGCUGCGCGAGCUGACCACAGACACGAGCAGGAUAGCUAAGGCUCUGCAGGGCUCAGCUAUAUUGAAAGUAUCGGAGGAUGGUACAAAGGUCUGUCGAUUAACACCGAUUCAGAAGAAGGAGAACAUCGACCAGUGCACAAUUUAUGUGCAAAACCUACCUCCGGAUGCUGAUCACGACUGGUUGAUAUCUAUCUUCUCUAAAUACGGAUCAGUAGAAUACGUCUCGAUUCCACGUUACAAGAGCAACAAGAAGAUAAAAGGGUUUGCAUUUGUGGAAUUUGAUACACCCAACAGUGCUCAAGAGUGCAUCAAGACAUUUCGAAAAAAGAGAUGUGUCUUGCCAUCAUAUAUAUCUCCCAAUGAGUUAUUAAGUAUAACGACGUUUGACGAACCUGAAAAAGAUGCAGUGAUUGGAGUAAUUAGUUCAAAGUCUAGGACAAAAUCGAAAGAUGAAAAAGAUAAGGCCAAUGAAGAAAUGGGAAAUAAAGAUAACUCGCGCGAAACAGAUAUAGGAGAUAAUAAUAGCAAACAAAUUAAAAAAAAAAAAUAUUCUUCUGACAAAUCAUUUUCUACAGACGAGAACGAUGUUAAGGGUAAGAAAAAGAAAAGGGAAACUGAUCAAAAUAUAACAGAUCAGCAAGAUGAAAGAAGAAAAGUAUCCAAAUCUGAGUCUGAAGACCAGGAUAAUACAUGUGAUAAUGAAACAGAUGCAGCAGAUAAUACUAGACAAAGAAAAAGAAAAUAUUCAGAAAAAUCGUUCGUUACUGACGAAAGCGACGUUAAAGUCAAAAAGAAGAAAAAAGAAGUGAACCUAAGCACGACGGAUCAGCAGAAUGAAAAAGAAAAGAUACCAAAAGAAGACAAGGAUAAUGUCUGUGAUGACGAGACAGAUGCAGCAAAUGAUAGUAGACAAGGUAUGAAAAAAGAAAAAUAUGUUGCAGAUGAGAAUGAUAUUAAAGUCAAGAGAAAGAGAAAAACCUCAGAUCAAAAUAUGACAGGUCAGCAGAAUGAAAAAGAAAAGAUGCCAAAGGAAGAAUCCGAAGACAAGAAUAAUACUUACGAUAACGAAACAGAUACAGCAGAUAAUAAUGAUCGACAAAGCUUAAGAAAAAGAAAGCUUUCAGAAAAAUUAUAUACUAAAGACGAAAGGGAUAGCAAAGUCACUGAAAGUAAUACAGAAAGUCAAGAGAUUUCGAACAAAAGUCGCAACAAAAGCACAGAGAAAAGGAAGAGAAGACAUACGAUAAACGAUACAAUGAUUGCGGAAGACGUCGUUGGAGAAGCAGUAAAGAAAGAAUGCCAAAAACCGGCGACAAAUUCGAGUAAAAACAAAACGACAGAAUUAGGAUGUUCAUACGAGGGCGACGAGAGCAACGAGACAAAUGCUUUGUUGCAAACUGAGAAACAUUCCACAAGCGAUUGCGGCAUGAGGAAUAGCGAUAUCGAGGAGACCAGUGCCGACGAGAGGAAGAAGAAGAAAAAUCGGAAGAAGAGAAGUAAGGUUCAGGAGAACGAUAUCUGUAGUAAGAUAGGCUUGCAAAUAAUGGCGAAACCAGAUUGGAAGCGUCUUAGAAAUAGAUACUUGGAUUUGCAGCGGCAUAAAAUGUCACAACUGAAAGUGCACUUGAGAAAAGCUGAGGUGGACAGAGGCGGAAUUAUAAAAAAUGGAUACCACGAUAAAGCUGGAGGACAGAAUAGUACAUUGCAUGAUAAACCGAAAUACGAAAGCGACAAUGGGAAACUCGAGGAAGAGAACAAGUCUUGCGGACGCGUUAAUUAUGCGCCGGGAAUUAUAGUGAAAAUCGAAAUGGAUGAACCUUGCACAAAUCCGCAGAGCUUUAAGAUGGAGUUAAGAGACAACAAUUCGGUGAAAUAUAUAGAUGUGGCGGCUGAUUCUUGCGAAGCCUAUGUAAGAUGCGAUACAGCGGAAGCUGCGCAAACAUUUGCACAGGGGAGCUACGAAGGAAGACGCUUGAUUGUCUUAGAAGGUGAUGAAGAGAAGUUGUAUUGGGAUAAAAUAUCGGAGGAUAGGAUGGAAAAGUUGAGUAAAAAGAAAAGAGUCAAGCAAAGAGGCCGUCAUAAGUUGCUGAAACGAGCGGAGAAAGAACUUGGAAAAUGUAUAAAGUUUGAUCAAGAUUGACUUACGGUAUUCGAUUUUGUAUAAAAUUUUAAAUAUAUAACACGUUAUAUAUUUAAAUACACGUUAUAUGUGUACAUAUAUGCACGUACAUGUAUGUAAAUAACGGUAUCGCUAUAUUUGAAGUGUCAUUAAAGAAAAUUUGAUGAUAAAAUUAGUUGAAUAAAUUACAUAAAAUAUUUGCUUCUUUGCUAUUUAUCAAUAUAUUGCAAAGUAAUCUAAUACAUUAACAUGUUGAUUUUAGAGUUUAAGAUAUUAUGAGUGAUUAGUUUAAAUUUUAGUUUAAAUAAAAUGCUUCUUUACGAGAAAA